AUGAUCCAUAAUAAUAGUCAAGCACUACGAUUCGCGGCUGAUGGUACAUUCAAAAUCUCAGUCUUCUCGGAUCUACACUAUGGUGAAUCUCAAGCUUCAGUCGGCCCAGAAAAUGAUGCUCGGACCGGCAAUGUCAUGAACACCAUUCUCUCUAUUGAAAAACCACAGCUUGUUGUGUUGAAUGGAGACCUAGUAACCGGCGACGCGACCAGUCGGUCUAAUUCAAGCGCAUAUGUCGACCGUGUUUUGACCCCACUCGUCGAGAAUAAUGUCUCAUGGGCUUCCACAUACGGGAAUCACGAUAGUGCUACGAACUUAUGCGCAGAUGAUGUCUUUAGAAGGGAAAGAUUUCACCAGAACUGUUUCACGCAGAGUAUGGUUUCUGAUCCUGCAGCUGGGCUCACAAACUACUUCCUCCCUGUUUUCCCUCACAACUCGACAGCAGCAGAAGUACCGGAAGUAAUCUUGUGGUUCUUCGAUACUAGGGGUGGAAGCGUGUGUUCCGAAAGUGAGGAUGAAUCUGACCGUAUGCCAGAUUGGGUCCAUCAAUCAGUGACUAAGUGGUUUAUAAAAUCUCACUCACAGUUGAUGGCGGAAUACGGGAAGGCAGUACCAUCACUUGCCUUUUUCCACAUUCCCACAUAUGCGCUACGAGCUUUCCAGGAGACUGGUAUAAGCAACUACACCGAACCGGGGAUUAACGACGAAAUACCAGUCAAGCAGCAAGGAUAUUUCUGGGAUGAUGAUGAUUAUAUGGGGCAAGAUGCUCCCUUCAUGGAUGCCUUACUGCGUACAGAAGAAAUGGUUGCUACAUUCAGCGGUCAUGACCAUGGGAAUGAUUGGUGUUUCAAUUGGAAUGGGAAACUACCCAAUAUGGACCUGGAAGGGAACGGACUGAAAAUGUGUUACGGCCGACGAACAGGGUAUGGGGGAUAUGGAGAUUGGGCUCGCGGUGGACGUCAGAUAGUAUUACGGCAAAACGUCAGCGAAACACCCAUUGAGACUUGGAUACGAUUAGAGGAUAAAACAGCUGGUGCACGGGUAACUCUCAACUCGACCUAUGGACAAGAUCAAUAUUAUAAAUGCCUACGAGUGGGGGCACAAUAUUUCUACAAUGAAAUUUAUCUAUGCUGA
Messenger RNA from Aspergillus ruber CBS 135680, 1134 nucleotides. Its product is annotated as metallophosphoesterase family protein. The transcript has 5 exons. Gene Ontology annotation, molecular function: hydrolase activity, acting on ester bonds. The record is from RefSeq and is a predicted model, not a curated record. Gene Ontology annotation, cellular component: cytoplasm. Bases 1 to 1134 code for a protein of 377 amino acids. Lineage: Eukaryota; Fungi; Ascomycota; Eurotiomycetes; Eurotiales; Aspergillaceae.